CAUUUAUAAUUUACACUGUCCCUUGUCUGCACAAACUCUGAUUUUUUUCUCAAUUAACCAGGCGCAAAACUGAAAACCCUAGCCUAUAAUUUCUCCAUUUCUCCUUUCAAUCAUGGCUGACUCAUUUGAGGAAAUAGCCUCAUUGCCUCAGCCUUCUAAUAUCCACCAGCUUUACGCCGAGCCGCCAGCUCAGAAUCCGGCUCCGGCAGAGCCGGCUCAAGCUCAGCCUCCAGUGGCGCCGCCUCAGCCUCCAGCUCCAUCCAAGCCUGAAUGCAAGUACAAGAAUUAUUUGCAAGAAUACACUCAGAGGGAAGGCCUCCUUCUACCGUCGUAUCAUACUGUUUGGGAUGGGGCAUCACACUCCCCGAUGUUUCGGUCCACAGUGGUGGUUAACGGUGUAACUUACUCAUCACCCAAUGUCUUUCCGACUAGGAAAGCUGCUGAGAUGGAUGUUGCUGGCAUAGCCUUGCGUGGUUUGCUACAACUACAACAGGCGGAAGACUGUUCGAUAGAUAAAGAGGAGCUCACCCUUUGCAAAGCAAUCCUGAAAGAGUAUGCAGACAAGAUAAAUGUAGGCAACCCUAUUUACAAAACAGAACAAGGAGACGGGUCAUCAGCAUUUACUUCUUCUUUAACAUUUAAUGGCAAGGAAUAUGUUGGAGAAGCAGGCCGCAACAAAAAGGAGUCUCAACACUUGGCAGCACGUGCUGUUAUCAUGUCUGUUCUAGAUACUGAUGCACGCGGUGUUAUUUCUAAGAUUAUUAAGUCAAAAAGAAGGAUGGUUUUACCUGCAAAGGGUAACGUCAGUAACCCAUUUAAUGCUCAAAAUGUGGGCAACCCUGCGGGGAUACAGACAAUAUCUAAUGUUGUCUGCAGCGCCAUUAAAGAGAAUGAGCCUGUAGUUGUGAAUGAUAACAUGGUUAAAACAGCUACACAGGAGCCCUGUAUCGAAAACUCGUCCAGUGCUUUGGCAGAACCUAUUUCCCUUGUCGAGGCUAGUGCUACACUGAAUUUGGAACAACUUCUUGGUGGCUCCACAUCUUCGAAAAAAAGAAAACGCAAGAAUAAGAAAGCUGAUAAAAAUGUUGAAAGUGAUGCUCAGGUACAGGUUGCUGCAACACCAUCAAGUCAAAAUACAGCAUCUGCAGACUAUAGUGACCAAAUUUGUCCGCCCAAUAGUUGUGCAUCUCUACCAGGUUCAGACAAUGCUGUACUGUUGGAAACCUGAAUUAUCAAGUGUUCAAUGAACCCAGAAAGCUCUGGAACCUUUUUAUCAUUGUAAUUGUGGAUGUGGCUGAACUUGUGAUGUUGUUGGCACUUGCUGUAGUUUUUGUAGAUGAUGUUAUGCAGAGCUAUGAUUACCCCUUCAUAUAGCUUGUCGGUAGAGUUUAAGGAUGGUACUAUCAGUGUAGCUCUCAGAACCAUGAGUUCUUGAGGCGGUAAUUUAAAGUUGGGGAUGGUGAUUUCAAAGUUCUUAGCUUGUCACAUCAUCACAUACCUUAGUUCGACUGCAAAUAUAAAUAAACAACUUUGGUGAUAGUAGAAAUUUUGAGUUUCUGCUUGAUUUUGUGGCGAA
This is a messenger RNA of Daucus carota subsp. sativus, 1576 nucleotides long. Its product is annotated as double-stranded RNA-binding protein 4. Bases 113 to 1228 code for a protein of 371 amino acids. The record is from RefSeq and is a predicted model, not a curated record. The transcript has 6 exons. Lineage: Eukaryota; Viridiplantae; Streptophyta; Magnoliopsida; Apiales; Apiaceae.